Arabidopsis lyrata subsp. lyrata is the source of this 2181-nucleotide messenger RNA. Its product is annotated as protein NRT1/ PTR FAMILY 6.4. Gene Ontology annotation, molecular function: nitrate transmembrane transporter activity. The record is from RefSeq and is a predicted model, not a curated record. Bases 246 to 2018 code for a protein of 590 amino acids. Gene Ontology annotation, biological process: response to nitrate; transmembrane transport. The transcript is spliced from 4 exons. Lineage: Eukaryota; Viridiplantae; Streptophyta; Magnoliopsida; Brassicales; Brassicaceae. Gene Ontology annotation, cellular component: membrane.
GCAAAGCCACAUUUUAAAUAAAGACCCACCAAAUAUCAAUCAAUCCCCAUCUCUCUUCACAUGCCCAUUUGAACCGUAUCUCCUCUCAUUUCUUCUUUUGUUUUGUUGGAGUUAGAUAAAAUCAAAGGUCUAAUAAAAGUGUCAAAACCCUUAUCGCUAUUACCUCCACUACCAUCUUAAAUCUCUCCUUAUAACUCACACUUCUCUGCCUUCUUCUCUCAAAGUCUAACUUCUCAAAUAAGAAAAUGGUUCAUGUGUCAUCAUCUCAUGGAGCAAAAGAUGGCUCAGAAGAAGCUUUCGAUUACCGAGGAAAUCCACCGGAUAAGUCUAAAACCGGUGGAUGGUUAGGCGCCGGUUUAAUCUUAGGGAGUGAGCUAUCAGAGAGAAUAUGCGUGAUGGGCAUAUCAAUGAAUCUAGUGACUUACCUUGUCGGAGAUUUACACAUCUCAUCAGCUAAAUCAGCAACCAUAGUCACCAACUUCAUGGGAACUCUUAACCUCUUAGGACUUCUUGGUGGUUUCUUGGCUGACGCUAAACUCGGUCGCUACAAGAUGGUUGCAAUCUCAGCUUCUGUUACAGCUCUGGGAGUGUUACUUUUGACGGUGGCUACAACCAUCUCGAGUAUGAGACCACCACCAUGUGAUGAUUUCAGGAGACUUCACCAUGAGUGCAUAGAAGCAAACGGACACCAGUUGGCUCUUCUCUAUGUUGCUCUCUAUACCAUAGCUCUAGGUGGAGGAGGAAUCAAAUCCAACGUCUCUGGUUUCGGGUCUGACCAGUUCGAUACUAAUGAUCCUAAAGAAGAGAAACAGAUGAUUUUCUUCUUCAACAGAUUCUAUUUCUCCAUCAGCGUUGGCUCUCUUUUCGCCGUUAUUGCUCUUGUUUACGUUCAGGACAACGUCGGGAGAGGCUGGGGUUACGGGAUCUCGGCCGCGACUAUGGUGGUUGCAGCCGUUGUUUUGCUCUGCGGAACCAAACGGUACCGUUUCAAGAAACCUAAAGGAAGCCCUUUUACAACAAUAUGGAGGGUUGCUUUCUUGGCUUGGAAGAAAAGAAAGGAGAGUUACCCUGCGCAUCCGAGUCUUUUGAACGGUUAUGACAACACCACGGUUCCACACACAGAGAGGCUUAAGUGUUUAGACAAAGCCGCGAUUCUAAAGAACGAGAGUUCUCCUAGUUCGAAGGACUUAGAAGAGAAGGAUCCGUGGAUCGUUUCGACUGUUACACAAGUCGAAGAAGUGAAACUCGUGAUGAAAUUGGUGCCGAUUUGGGCAACAAACAUUCUUUUCUGGACGAUUUACUCUCAAAUGACGACUUUCACGGUAGAACAAGCGACGUUUAUGGACCGAAAAAUCGGAUCUUUCACUGUUCCUGCAGGCUCCUACUCUGCCUUCCUCAUACUCACAAUUCUCCUCUUCACUUCCCUUAACGAGAGAGUCUUUGUUCCUAUAACAAGAAGGCUCACAAAAAAGCCUCAAGGAAUCACCAGCCUCCAGAGAAUCGGAGUAGGGCUUGUAUUCUCAAUGGCUGCAAUGGCUGUAGCCGCGGUUAUAGAGAACGCUAGACGCGAGUCAGCGGUUAACAACGGUACGAAAAUAAGCGCGUUUUGGUUGGUUCCACAAUAUUUCUUAGUCGGUGCGGGUGAGGCCUUUGCUUACGUUGGACAGCUUGAGUUCUUCAUAAGAGAAGCACCAGAGAGAAUGAAAUCGAUGAGCACCGGAUUGUUUCUAAGCACGAUUUCUAUGGGAUUCUUCGUGAGUAGCUUGCUCGUUUCACUUGUGGAUAGGGUUACAGACAAAAGCUGGCUUAGAAGUAACCUUAACAAAGCGAGAUUGAACUACUUCUACUGGUUACUUGUUGUCUUGGGAGCAUUGAACUUCUUGAUUUUUCUUGUGUUUGCCAUGAAACAUCAGUAUAAAGCUGAUGUGAUUAGUGUUGUGAUUGAUGAUGAUGAUUUAGUGGAGAAGGAGGUCAAGAAGAAAGAGAGCUCUGAAUUUGAGCUUAAGGACAUUCCUUGAAACCAGAUUUUGAAGAAGAAAAAAGAGCUCUGCUUUGUGGUUGCUUUGAAGAUUUCUUGUUUUUGUAUUUAGUAUAUUGUGUGUACGAAAUAGAAAAAUUACUAUAUGGUUUGGAUUGUAUUUUUUUUUUUUUUUUUUUGUAAGAUUUAAAAACAUUUACAUA